AUGGAGUGUGUUUUGGCUCAUGAGAAAGAUUUGAAUCUCAAGGCAACAGAGCUUAGAUUGGGUUUACCAGGGAGGACAGAUGAAGAAUCUGACAAAGAAAUUGUAUUUCAUUUCAAGAAUAACAAGAGGGCUUUGCCUGAGGAUGAAGAUUGUGAAUCAAACUCCAUUUCAGAUCCCAAAACUCCACCUGUUGCCAAGACACAAAUAGUAGGGUGGCCACCAGUAAGAGCUAACAGGAAAAAUAGCUUUCCAUCAAAGAAAGCAGAAGCUGAAUGUGGGAUGUAUGUGAAAGUUAGUAUGGAUGGAGCCCCUUAUCUUAGAAAAAUUGAUCUGAAAUUGUACAAGGGUUAUCCAGAACUGUUGAAGGCAUUAGAGAAAAUGUUCAAGCUGAGUAUCGGUGAAUAUUCAGAAAGGGAAGGGUAUAAAGGGUCUGAAUUUGCUCCUGCUUAUGAAGAUAAAGAUGGUGACUUGAUGCUUGUUGGAGAUGUUCCUUUUGAAAUGUUCUUAUCAUCAUGUAAGAGGCUAAGGAUAAUGAAAGGAUCAGAAGCAAGAGGAUUAGGAUGUGGAGUUUGA
Molecule: messenger RNA, 573 nt
Organism: Solanum lycopersicum (tomato)
Lineage: Eukaryota; Viridiplantae; Streptophyta; Magnoliopsida; Solanales; Solanaceae
Gene: IAA4
Product: auxin-responsive protein IAA4
Biological process (GO): regulation of DNA-templated transcription
Cellular component (GO): nucleus
Molecular function (GO): protein binding
Source: RefSeq, marked provisional